AUGGGGAAAUCCAACAGCAAGUUGAAGCCUGAAGUUGUGGAGGAGCUGACCAGGAAAACCUACUUUACCGAGAAGGAAGUCCAGCAGUGGUACAAGGGCUUCAUCAAGGACUGCCCCAGCGGGCAGCUGGACGCGGCGGGCUUCCAGAAGAUUUACAAGCAGUUCUUCCCAUUUGGGGACCCCACCAAGUUCGCCACAUUUGUUUUCAAUGUCUUUGAUGAGAACAAGGACGGGCGGAUUGAGUUCUCUGAGUUCAUCCAGGCGCUGUCGGUGACCUCGAGGGGAACCCUGGAUGAGAAGCUGCGGUGGGCCUUCAAGCUCUACGACUUGGACAACGACGGCUACAUCACCAGGAACGAGAUGCUGGACAUUGUGGAUGCCAUUUACCAGAUGGUGGGGAACACCGUGGAGCUCCCUGAGGAGGAGAACACCCCGGAGAAGAGGGUGGACCGGAUCUUCGCCAUGAUGGACAAGAACGCCGAUGGGAAGCUGACGCUGCAGGAGUUCCAGGAAGGAUCCAAGGCGGACCCGUCCAUCGUGCAGGCGCUGUCCCUCUAUGAUGGGCUGGUAUAG
Molecule: messenger RNA, 573 nt
Organism: Rangifer tarandus platyrhynchus (Svalbard reindeer)
Lineage: Eukaryota; Metazoa; Chordata; Mammalia; Artiodactyla; Cervidae
Source: the annotation of a GenBank genome assembly